AUGAGGCCUAUUAUUCUACAUGGUCAUCAAAGACCAAUAACCAGGCUUUGUUACAAUCGUGAUGGGGACUUAAUAUUCACCGCAGCUAAAAAUACUGUGGUCAAUGUGUGGUUUAGCGCCAACGGUGAGCGUUUGGGUAGUUUCAGUGGACAUGAUGGUGUGAUUUGGUGGCUGGAUCCUGAUUGGCGAACAGAAAAUUUGUUGACAGCCUCUGGAGACUAUCACGGAAAGCUGUGGGACAUAAGCACUGGCAAAUGUUUGAGCGAUUAUGAAGCUCAAGCACCCGUGAGAACUUGCGGAAUUUCCUUCUGUGGAAAUCUUUGUUUUUUGACGACGGAUGAGGCUAGAGUUGAUGGGAAAAGCAAGAAAUGUGAGAUCAUCGUGUUGGAUAAACGUGACCCGUCUCACUCCUCCGGUAACCCGCGGUACAGAAAUAUGUCCUUUUCUGCUUCAGUCAAGAUCCACGCUAGUACGAAUUCUCCAGUACGGGUAAAGCCGGAUCACUUAAUGCAAACGAAAGUCACGACCAACGCAAGUCACAUGGACAGCAAACUGUCCUCUUCCCCGGUAGGAGCCACAAGAUGCCAGCUUCGAGUACUAGCCAUAUGUGAUCAGUUUGACAAGAAAAGAUCUAAGCCGAAGCCUGUGGCGAUCACCGCUAGGCUGCACCACACCGUGAAACACUGUUGUUGGGAAAAUCAUACUAUACUGCGCCAUCAGCUGACUGACAUACAUAAGAUCGUGGUCAUCGCCCGGGCAUAA
Echinostoma caproni is the source of this 762-nucleotide messenger RNA. Lineage: Eukaryota; Metazoa; Platyhelminthes; Trematoda; Plagiorchiida; Echinostomatidae. The record is from the annotation of a GenBank genome assembly.